GCAGGAUCGAGCCGUGCAGAUUCUGAUUGCAGGCCUGCUGCUGGGUGGUGUUCAUGAGAGCAAAGCAGAACAGACCCGCCAUUUCCCGUUCUCAGAGGUCCUGUUUUUUUCUCCUUUCACGGCGCUUUGACGCUGAGCAGCAGUGGGCAGUAGGAGGAGGGAGAACAGGGAGAGGAGGAGGAGCGGCGGCGACAACGACGACUUGCGGAGCGGCGGAGGCAGGGAUCCGGUGUGCUACAUCGGGAUGAGAGCGAGACAGAGACCCGGGUUGAAUGAGUCAGCGAAAGAAACCUCACUGUCUUGGCAUUUCUAAAUUCCGAAUGAAUCGGGACUGACCCUGCCUAAAAAAAAGAAAAAAAAUUCGAGUCUAUAUAUUUUUUAUAUAUAUUUAUUGUUGUCAGAUUCCGAUUUCCUUUAUAUUCCGCCCUCCCCUGGUCCGCGUCUGCCAUAGCCUAGUUUUGAUUUUUCUUUCCUCCGAGCGAGGUGGGAAAAAGGGGGGUCUUGAGAGGCAAAGGAGGAGGUGGAUAUCAAAUUUCAUUUUUUAAACAGCUGGGGAAACGAAAACCUAACUUCGGAGACUAAAGCCGUUCGGGCUUCACAUUUUUUGAGUCUUUUGUUUCAUUGAGUAAAGCGAAGAUGUCGGGACAGAGCAUUACGGACAGGAUAACGGCAGCCCAGCACAGUGUAACGGGAUCCGCGGUGUCGAAAACAGUAUGCAAGGCCACCACGCACGAAAUUAUGGGCCCAAAGAAGAAACAUUUGGAUUAUUUGAUCCACUGCACCAACGAGAUGAACGUGAACAUUCCCCAACUGGCCGACUCUUUAUUCGAGAGGACCACCAACACCAGCUGGGUGGUGGUGUUCAAGUCGCUCAUCACCACACACCACCUCAUGGUGUACGGCAACGAGCGUUUUAUCCAGUACUUGGCUUCAAGGAAUACACUUUUCAACCUCAGCAAUUUUUUGGACAAAAGUGGCCUACAAGGCUACGACAUGUCUACGUUCAUCAGAAGGUAUAGUCGGUACCUGAACGAGAAAGCCGUCUCCUACAGACAGGUCGCCUUCGACUUCACAAAAGUUAAACGAGGAGUCGACGGCGUAAUGAGGACCAUGAACACAGAGAAGCUGCUCAAGACCAUACCCAUUAUUCAGAACCAGAUGGACGCCCUCCUCGACUUUAACGUCAAUGCCAACGAGCUGACUAAUGGAGUCAUCAAUGCAGCCUUCAUGCUCCUCUUCAAAGACUCCAUCAGGCUCUUUGCUGCUUACAAUGAAGGCAUCAUCAACCUGCUCGAGAAAUACUUUGACAUGAAGAAGACUCAGUGUAAAGAAGGCUUGGACAUUUACAAAAAGUUCCUCACUCGCAUGACCCGGAUAUCGGAGUUCCUCAAAGUAGCCGAGCAGGUGGGAAUUGAUCGAGGCGAUAUCCCAGACCUCUCACAGUUCACAGUUUGUGCUCCCAGCAGCCUCCUGGAAGCUCUGGAGCAGCAUUUGGCCUCUUUAGAAGGGAAGAAAGUCAAAGACUCCACUGCAGCCAGCAGGGCCAGCACUCUAUCAAACGCAGUGUCCUCAUUGGCUAGCACAGGGAUGUCUUUCACUAAGGUGGAUGAGCGGGAGAAGCAGGCAGCUCUAGAGGAGGAACAGGCCCGACUCAAAGCUCUCAAGCAAAGGCUCAAAGAGCUCUCGAAGAGGCCAUCUUUUUCCACCACCGAUACAUCGCCAAUCUCCACCACCGGGGGCACCAUCAGCACAGCACCAACCAUCGACCUCUUCUCCACACCCAGCUGCUCAAACGGUGCGGUCAAGAUGGAGAGUGACCUUUUUGACCUGCAGCCGAGCUUCCAGCCCUCCAUGCAGUCGGCCUCCACAGGCCUCCCAGUGGCCACGGCGUGGGCAGAUCCUUUCACCUCUACUGAAGCUGGAGAUGAUUCCAUGCCAAACCUUAACCCUUUCCUGUCAAAACUCGUUGUCGAUGCCACUCACUUACCUGUCGUGUCUUCAGACGGUGUUAGCUUUUCCUCUAGGACAUCCGGUCAUGAAAUGUUUGGUGAUCGUUACAAUCCCUUUACUGACACAAACUCAUCAGUUUCAACCAAUUACAAACGCACAGUGCGGAUAGAGCACUCCAUCUCAGACUCCUUCUGUGGUCCGGUGUCCGUUGCUCAACACCUCCCACACCAGGCUCCCUUCCCCACUGAGCCCUCUACUGUAGCAGGUCUAUUCAGAGGAUACUCAACGCCUCAAGCCCCUCCACAACCGCCAGCAGGGGCCCUACAGGUGGACUUUGAGUCCGUUUUUGGAAACAAAGCCGCCGGCAGCGGGAGCCUCAACUCUGAUGAUCUCACCGGAGGCAUCCUGAAGCCGACUCUCGCCGGCUCCAACCAGCUGUCCAAUCAGCAGCCUGAGAAGCUGGUGUCAGACGACCUUGACUCUUCCCUGGCCAACCUUGUCGGCAAUCUGGGCAUCGGAAAUGGAACGAUGAAGAAUGACAUCCACUGGAGCCAGCCGGGGGAGAAGAGGAUGACCGGCGGCACCAACUGGCAACCCAAGGCAGCGCCCACCACGACCUGGAACCCCGUCUCCAUGCCAGCGUCAGUCAUGGCCUUCCCUGCCACCACUCCCACAAGCAUGAUGGGAUACAGCAUGCCUCCACAAAUGGGCUCCAUGGGGAUGAUGAAUCCGCCCACCAUGAUGUACACCCAGCCCGUCAUGAGGCCACCCAACCCCUUUGGCUCAGUGUCCAGCGCUCAGCCCUCUGCAGCCUCUAGUCCUUCCAGCCAGAGUCCUCUCCGAGCCCCUGGACAGGACCCGUUUGCACACCUCUCUCUCAAGGAUUUCUUGUAGAGCAUCUCUUUAGAUGCAGUUCAUGUAAUUUGAAGGAAGUGUCUCAGAAGAUGAAGCACUUAGCUG
Poecilia latipinna (sailfin molly) is the source of this 2910-nucleotide messenger RNA. RefSeq names its product phosphatidylinositol binding clathrin assembly protein b (gene picalmb). The transcript is spliced from 24 exons. The coding region runs from base 637 to 2844 and encodes 735 amino acids. Gene Ontology annotation, biological process: synaptic vesicle budding from presynaptic endocytic zone membrane; clathrin-dependent endocytosis; clathrin coat assembly. Gene Ontology annotation, cellular component: clathrin-coated pit; clathrin-coated vesicle; synaptic vesicle. The record is from RefSeq and is a predicted model, not a curated record. Lineage: Eukaryota; Metazoa; Chordata; Actinopteri; Cyprinodontiformes; Poeciliidae. Gene Ontology annotation, molecular function: clathrin heavy chain binding; 1-phosphatidylinositol binding; phosphatidylinositol-4,5-bisphosphate binding.